Messenger RNA from Porites evermanni, 978 nucleotides. NCBI's taxonomy places the organism in Eukaryota, Metazoa, Cnidaria, Anthozoa, Scleractinia, Poritidae. The record is from the annotation of a GenBank genome assembly.
CUUUCUUCCAAUUCACAUCUGCCAAAUGUUGGACGCAAAAGGGACCUUAAUCCCGAUUUUUCGUCCGUGCAGUGCAUCAGGCCAGACGAAAACAUGAAUGAAUCAUUGGAGAACGCAAACAGUUGUUCUUUUCCUAUGGCUCAUGGUAUUCCACUGAUCGCAAUCAAUGUUAUUAUAUGCGUUCUGGGAUCACUUGGAAACUUCCUUGUUUGUUUGGCCAUUGCUACAAACUCUCGCCUACGCCGAGCCUCAAACUACCUUUUAUUUAGUUUAGCGAUCGCUGAUCUAAUGGUAACUUUGGUAUGCGAGCCACUACUUUUGAAAGUAAUAAUCCAGAGGACAUUCUUCCAUGAGUGCACAGAGUGGUUGCAGCGUACGUACUCUCUUUUAUCCCAAAUUUCAUGCAGCACUUCAGUCUAUCAUAUGGUUGCAAUCAGUUUUGAUCGAUUCGUUGCCGUUGUGUUUCCACUGCGACACAGAAACUUCAUCGAGGGAUGUGGACUUAAGCUUAUGCUUAUAAUAUCCUGGUCAAUCCCGAUUCUUGGGCGCGUUUUGAGGGCCAUCGUUCGGCCGGCCUCCUAUCCUGGCCAUUUUUUUGGAUUGGGAGUUUUUGCCUUGAGUUAUUUCUUUAUUUUCUUUUUCUAUUUUCUAAUCGUGGUAUUUCUGAUCCACUACAGAAAGACAAGAAAGCAACUAGGUGUCCGAACACUUUCUGUGAAAGUGACUUCCAGCAGGGAGGUCCGUGUUGCUUGCACACUGGCUAUCGCAAUUGGCGUUUUCACGGCUUGUUGGGUUCCUCUGAUGACUGUAUUUUUUGCCACUGGAAAAAUAAUUAUAAAUCGAAACGGCUCUCUACUCAUGUGGCUCCGAACCCUAGCUCUCUCCAACUCAGCCAUGAACUUUCUGAUCUACUCUGCCAAAAUCCGGGACUUCAAAGAGGCAUACGUUUAUAUUUUUCGAAAGAUGCUCCGCCUGUAG